Molecule: messenger RNA, 615 nt
Organism: Spea bombifrons (plains spadefoot toad)
Lineage: Eukaryota; Metazoa; Chordata; Amphibia; Anura; Pelobatidae
Product: eukaryotic translation initiation factor 3 subunit C-like
Exons: 6
Coding region: 1-579 (192 amino acids)
Biological process (GO): translational initiation
Cellular component (GO): eukaryotic translation initiation factor 3 complex
Molecular function (GO): RNA binding; translation initiation factor binding; translation initiation factor activity
Source: RefSeq, a predicted model, not a curated record
AUGGCCUCUGUGAUCAUGGAGGUUUCCUAUCCCUUUCACCCAAAUAAACAUAAAGCGAUCUCUGAAAGACCUCUCGAGAAGAUGCAUCAAACGCUCCUUGGCCAGGUUCUUCUGCGAGAUGCACCAACGGAUGAAGCUAAUCCGCUGAGACGUUUCAACUGUCUGUUCCAGGAGGAGUCUCUGCGCACGUACCUGUUCACAUACAGCAGCGUCUACGACUCCAUCAGGAUGGGUAUUUUGGCCGACAUGUUCCAGCUGGAUAUUCCCAUGGUGCACAGCAUCAUCAGCAAGAUGAUUAUUAGCGAGGAACUCAGGGCGUCCCUGGAUCAGCCGACCCAGACGGUGGUGAUGCACGGCACCGAGCCCAGCUCCCUUCAGAAUACCGCGCUGCAGUUGGCCGAGAAGCUGGGAAAUCUGGUGGAGAACAACGAGAGGAUAUUCGACCAUAAGCAAGGCAGCUAUGGCGGAUACUUUAACCGAGAUCAAAAAGACUCGUACCAGAGGAAAGAAGGUGGCGGCGGCGGCGGGUACAUGAGGCGAGGGUACCGACGCGACCAGCAGAACCAGAGCAACUACUGAGCGCCGCUCCUGGACUGUUCUUCACAAUUUGCAGCC